This is a messenger RNA of Coregonus sp. 'balchen', 2908 nucleotides long. Lineage: Eukaryota; Metazoa; Chordata; Actinopteri; Salmoniformes; Salmonidae. The record is from the annotation of a GenBank genome assembly.
CGUGACCAUCCUGUGUUUUAGUCAGUUUAACGCUUGCACUUAAAAGACAAGCCUUUGACAUUUGCUAACUACAUAAGCACUCUUUACACACUGUUAAUGUCAUCUUGACAAAACCGCUGCUCGCCGCUUCGUAUCGCUGAAAGCGGACCAUGGCGGCUGCCACGAGCAGCAAUACAUCCACAACCACGCUUCAGAUCAAGCAUUCCAACAUCGAGCAUACGCGGAAACGCAUAGACCCUCGGAGGAGACAAGCCGCGCUCUCUUUUCUCAGUAACAUUUCUUUGGAUGGUCGACCCGUGCAAGAUGAUGCCGACAAUCAGACCGAAGAGGAUAAUUCAGUUGAGGCCAGGACUAGACAGAGCCUGGUUACCGCUGCAGAGCGCCCGCUGUACGUGGCUGGCAGUGGCGCUGCGGUAGCGAACCCCACGACGGCCGCCCAGGCGCUUGCUAUUGCGAACCAGGCUCUGAUUGCUAACACCCGAGCCAGUUUUGGGAUUGGUCCCGCCGCUGCAGCUCCAGCAUGUACAGAUCCGGAAGGGGAUGCUUUCGGCCAUUCAAUUUUCAGUUCGCCCUUCUCUGCAGUACCAGCCGCGACUAGAGGCAGGCUUCAGACCUACACUCAGGGAGUUGCGCCUGCUGCCUACUUCAGGCAGGCUUCCCAGGGCUGCUGUCUGGAGGGAGGACAGAUCGCCAACUCGGUACUAGAGCUGCAGAGAUCAAGGUAACUGUAGAUCUCUGCAUCAUGUAACGUUAGUGUUUACAUUCAUGACGUGUGAAGGAGUUUAUACUGACUGUUAUGUAUGUCAAUGUUGCCCAUAUUGGGUAUAGUGUACUGACACAGAAGCCCACACAGGCAAUGUUUACACUGCGCUCUCACAAAUUAGGCAUCAUGUCAUAUGCUACAAUAUUGCAACCCAAUAGUGUCAACAGUACACUACAGGCUACAGUGUUGCAACAGGAAAGUGUUAUCUUGAUUAAGGUCUUUGUUGAGUGAAGCCAAGAAACAUGAUCCACAGACCUGGGCUGGGCUGGGCUGGGCUAGGUUAACGUUUAUCAACAGAGAUAAUUUAAAUAAUAGCACGGGUUCCUCCUGUCACAUUUUGUACUAUGGCUGCUCAAAGGGCAUCAUAAGUCUUAGUCAGUGUACUGCUAAAGACAGGUUAAAUAAAAAUAAAGAGACAAACAGCAAAGACAAAGUGCCCUCAGAUUUGUGAAACUGUAUCUCAUCCAUGAGCAAUUUACACACUUGUGUGCCGAGAUUCAAUAAUACACCAAUCCACAUGCAGUGGCCAAUUGAUUCAAGUGGAAUCAAUGUUGCAUAUCAGCAGGAUUAGGUGGAAAAGGUUAACCAUUGUGGCAUAAUUUAGAUUAGCCUGCCUUAACAGUAUGAUGCAUGAGUCCUUAAAUAACGUAAAACAUGUUAGGGAUUGCACUGAAACCGUAUGAGAGAUCAAACAAGUAAAGGCAUGCCCAGAAGGAAGAAAAGGGUGUCUUUUUCUCCCCCAUACAGAUGCAGUCCCACCAUGACUACUUGCCAGGUAUGGAGAUGUAGGCCUAUAGAUAUGAUCUUAUUUUACAAGAAGGCAACAGCUGGUAAGCUGUGGCCUAGUUCCUUUCACAGACCUCAUCACUUCAGAUGAAUGUUUUCUAUCUUGAGGACUGGUAAUCUACUUGUUACCUAACAUGGCCAAUUAAGUGAGGGCUAACUGACAAUAUAGCCUAUUGGUUUUGCACAGUACAGUAUACAGAGCUAAUGCAGCCCAGGUAGGCCUAUUGUUUAUUCUGGAGCUGAGGGUAUGUGUAUUUUAAAGUUACCCACCACCUGCCGCCUUGCCCUCUCCUAUGCGAUAUAAAUAUCCUGUAAUCCAACACUCCCAAAUACACCGGACCACUGAUGCCUUUUAUUCCAAACCUUUGUUUACUCUGUAGAGUAGACCAGAGCACAGGGAAAUAUGAGUCUCUCUCUCUCUCUCUCUCUCUCUCUCUCUCACCACUGCAGGAGAGCUGUCAGUAACAGUCCUCUCUUUCUCUCACUGUGUCAGAAAAUGCUGUCAGAUACACUACACUCUCAGGCCACUCCACGAUGGAGACACUCCAUGUCUCUUGCCUUGCUUGUCCUGUCCUCUCUAUGGUGUCUUGCAACUGCCAGACUUCACAGGACAACGCAUUCAUGAAGCCAUUGUGAAGCAUUUAGUUCACCUUUUGACUUAAUCGAAGUGACAUUAGCCAGACUGCUCCUGAAAUCUGUCAUGAGCUAAUGCCAUAUCUUAAGAGUGAAAAGUACAUGUAGCGUAAAACAUGCCAUUUGGUAAUGAAUGUGUUAUGAAGAUGUUAUAUGAACAAAUACCUUACAGAUGGUUUGUUAGGUUUUGUAAAAAUAAACUUUCUUAAAAGUGGAAUUUAUUUUUUAUUUAUCAACCCCAACAGUAUUUUAUACAAAGUUUAAUUCAUUAGCUUACUGCAAUAUAUUUCUCUUGAAGGUGUUACGAUGACUAAAGUUUGCAUUGGGGCUUCUCAUUGCAUUAGUUAGCCAUGUAGUGAGCAUGAGAUACAGUACCAUGAUUUAGUAGCUAAACCCCCACAGGUUAUGGAAUGCGGUCGGUCAGAGAAGGAAGCCCAUGUAAACUGAAUUAUAAGCUGUUGAGAAAUAACUAAGCCAACCUGUUGAUAGACUCUGGCCACAUUUUCCACAGACAUAUCAUAGAUGGGAGUCCCACAGUGCCUGGUUUGUUUUCUCAGGGCAGCAGCUUUGUGGAAAUGUGGCCAAGUCCAGAGAACCCUGGCUGGGAAAGGAAAGGCAGGAUGUCCAGGCUUUCAGAGACGCUGCCCGGCCAGGCUCUCCUUUCUCUCGGUUUCUCUCCUCCUCUCUCUGUUUUCUACCCUCCACUCCACAAGGGCACCAGACUAG